CUUUGACCAAUCAGCUUUAGGCUCGCUCAUGACGUCACAUAUCUUUCCUAUGUUAUGCAAGUAACUUUUUAAACUUCAAGGAUCAUCUGAAGUGCAUGGAGUAAUUUCUUGGACUUUUGUUUAUAAUUGUUUUUGCUGAGAGCGACGUUAAGUGAAUAACACUGACCGAAAUCGAUGUCCUUUUUCUUCCCCAUUAAUUUCUAUAAAAAACGAAAACGGAACAUAGAGACAAAAAAGACGUAACUCGAAAACAAGAAAGAAAGUGAGAUAGUUUUGCAGCCAUGGAGGAACAAGUCAGAUAUUCCAUGAUAAUUGAUCUCAAACAGCAUGCUGCUGAUGAGAGCAAAAAUCUCGAAGAUAUCUACAAAGUACUAGCUACAGAUGUAAAAAAUGAAGAAGAAGUAAAUGUAGCACCGGCUAUUGAUACUUCGGACAGGAACAUUGUGAAUUUGGGUGAUGUGAGAAGAAAUAUUCCGGACGGACGCCACACAUACAAAAAUCUCUUACAUGGCAAUAAUGAAGACAUUUUGAAAUUGCUUGAACAUAGAAUGCAAUAUCCAGAUACGGCUGUCGUCCUCAAGGAUGAGCUAUGUCUUGACGAUGGUUAUUUGCCCCAAGGAAGUUUCACUCCCGGAGGAUUUGCUACAUCCGUUGAUUUGUGCCUUGACAUCCGAAGUGCUCGAAACUUUGUCAGGAAAGAAAUAAAAGUGAGCAAAUUCAGAGCAAGAGAGGUAGAACACCUAUGUCGGCUGAACUGCCAUAACAUUUCCAAAAUUUUGGGGUUCUGUGUCAAAAGUGACCGCUAUGAGAUUCUCCUAGAAUAUUGUGGUUUAGAUCUGCAUUCUGCUAUGCAAAUGGAAUGGAAUUUGAUCAUCGAUGAACAGCUGGACAGUUUCAUAACUCAGAUUGCUGAAGCAAUUUACCACUGUAAUCAUCAGAAUAUCUUUCACCUUGAUAUCAAACCCCAGAAUGUUUGUGUCUAUGCUUUUCAAAACUGCAUCAAACUAAAACUGACUGAUUUCGGGGCAUCAAAGGAUGCCAACAGCGAAUUUUUCAGUGAAGGUGUUACACUAAUGUAUGCAGCUCCUGAAAUCCACUAUGAUUGUUGCAAGAAAUUCCUGUUACAUUGUGACAGAAAUUCUGGAAAAUACCAAGAAGUUUUGGACAUGACUCAGGAUUUCUGUAAGAACUAUCAUACAUGUUCAGUGACAGAGAAGUGUGACCUUUUCUCUGUUGGUUUGGUUUGUCUGUUCAUUAAGUGGCACAAUGACCCAUGGAAGUUGUUGUUGAAACAAGUCAAGUACGGCAUACCAAAAAUGUAUUCUCGUUAUCCGGAUAUAAUGAAGAGCUUGGUUGAUGCAUGGGGGAGUUUGGCUUCCUUAAUAAGCAGCUUAUUGACUGGAGACCCUUCAGAGAGGUGUUCUGUGAAUGACAUUUUUGUAUUCAUGAAGAAAUUGAGCGACAAAAAACAUGAAAUGGAUGUUGCCAAUUGUAGACAGGUGAUAAAUGAGGUGAAUGCCGUUCAGCCAACUGAGGAAGAAAUGCAGAUUUCACCAAAUAUUCCAAAUAUGGAUUUACUUUUCUAGAAGCAAAAUCUUAACACCAUAGCAUCCGGUUCAGUUACUCUAGCUAAUUGAUUGCUUGUUAGAUGAUAAAACUCGGUCUUCCUUUUUUAUACAAAUGGAGUCUUUGUGAAGAUAUACAGCAUCCCACAGACUCUAUUAUUUGUAUUUCUUCUCUCUGUACACUAAACAAUUAAUUCAAUAAUUCAUUUAUAGUUAAGACAAGAAGUUACACACUUUCUCUUAACAUUGCAAUGGAAUGCUGAUGUUGUUCGUGGUUUCCGGAGAUGUUGCUGUCUCUGUUUUUCUGCUCCUCAUUGCAAAUAUCAGUUACAUUUUCUGAAAUUUUAAAAACUAUACGGUUUAUGAGGUUCUUUGUUUUCUUUUUUUUUUCUUUUUUUUCUCUUCUUCAAUCUCCAGAAUGACCAAACUUCGUCAUUCGUUAACAUUUUACCCGUUACAGUCUCCUGGUAAAGUUAUCACUUUGCUUUCUUCUAACAUUGAAUCUCAGUUUAAAACCCUUUCAUUAAUCAGAUUCCUCUGUCGAAUGCUAUCCGUAUUCAUUCACAAUUGUUUGGAAUUAAUCAUGCAUUAUCAUAGCUUCAAGAUUUCAAUGACAUGAUUGUUUAUUUUUAGAAUGACAUUGUAGGAUAGGUAUGAGAGGCCAGAUCUGGCCAGUUUAACCCUUUAGCCUUCAGAUUACUCUGUCAAAUGCUUAUUUAUUCACAUUGUUUUGGACUAAUCAUGCAUUAUCUCAUAGCUUCGUUAUUUCAGUGAUGUGAUUGUGUUUUCUCAGAAUGAUAUUGUAUUGCAGGUUUAGAAUGCUUGAUUUCAACAGUUUAAACCUAAAACUGGUGGAAUAUUUGGGUUGGAUAGGACUGAUUUAAAUGCUAAAGGGUUAAGAAAUUAAUAUAAAUAAUAAGUUGCUCUGUGGGUUUAUUUCCAUUGUUAACUGCUGUUAGUUAUAGAUAGAGCCAAGCUUUAUUAGGAUAUAAGUCUUCAGAAAAAGUAAACGUAUCCAUUUCUUCUCUUUCACGAAAAGGUGAUGUAAUACAACUUAAAUCUUUCAAAUAUUAAAUGUAAACUUUCAUCAAAGUGUGACAUCAAAGUACACACUCUGUAAUACAUUGUGACAUCACAGUACACACCUAUAACAUACUGCGAUGUCACACUGCCUGCUGUAACACCCGAUGUCACAGUACGACCUGCAUCAUUGUGACGGUAGCAUACAGGCUGAGACACAUAGCAAUGUAAAAAUCAUAGUACCAGCAUAUGUGACAGUGUGAUGAUACAAUCACUGUACAUCGUAACACUGAUAACACUACAUACUGUAACAUAGUGAUGUCACAGUCACAGUGCAGUGCAGUAAAUGUUGUAACAUUUGAGAUGUCACAGUACAUAUUGUAACAUUGCAAUAUCGCAGUACAUGUAACAUAAUAAUGUUACGCUCACAGUACAUUGUGACAUUGCAAUAUCACAAUCCAGUACAUAUAACGUUGUGAUGUCACAGUACAUAGUAACUUUGCAAUGCCAUGGUAUAUGUAACACAUUGUGACAUUACAACAAACAAUAUGUAACAAGUGAGGCCACGCGCUGGCAGAAUUGUUAGCACACCGGGUGAAAUGCUUAGUGGUAUUUCGUCUGCCUUCACGUACUGAGUUCAAAUUCUACCAAGGUCGACUUUGCCUUUCAUCCUUUCAGGGUUGAUAAAUUAAGCACCAGUUGCAUUCUGGGGUCGAUCUAAUCGACUGGCCUCCUCCCCAAAAAUUCUUGGCCUUGUGCCUAGAGUAGAAAAGAAAAUAUGUAACAAGUGUGAUGGCCUUUGGUUUAAAACAGUGGAAGCUUCUACAAUUUAAAUGGCUGUUAUUUAGAAGAAAAAAAAAACAUUGGCCUCAAAUUUCAAGGAUUUUCAUAUCCUCCAUGUUUGAAUCUUAGCCUCUUUUUCUUUCUCUCUCUCUUCUUUUCCCCCUCCUUUUUUCUGUAAACACUCAUCUUCUUUCCCACUCUCUGUGACACGGAUGUUUUUGUUUCCUUUUCUGUCUCUCUCUCUCUUUGUAUUCUAUUUUUUUGUCUUACAGAGUACUUGGUGCCAUGUAAAAUAGGCACCCAGUAUGCUCUGUAAAGUGGUUGGCAUUAGGAAGGGCUGCCAACCAUUGAAACUAUACUAAAACAGACAAUGGAGUCUGGUACAGCUCUCCAGCUUUGCCAGCUCCUACCGAACUGUCCACCCCAGCGUGGGAAACAGACAUUGAAUGAUGAUGAUGGGGAUGAGUUGCUUGGGAAGACUGGGAACCGACACCUUUCGGCCCCUGUUAGAAAACAGGGGCCUCAGAGCUCCGAGUAACA
Messenger RNA from Octopus bimaculoides (California two-spot octopus), 3908 nucleotides. RefSeq lists its product as uncharacterized. Gene Ontology annotation, biological process: mitotic DNA damage checkpoint signaling; protein phosphorylation. NCBI's taxonomy places the organism in Eukaryota, Metazoa, Mollusca, Cephalopoda, Octopoda, Octopodidae. Gene Ontology annotation, cellular component: nucleus. The record is from RefSeq and is a predicted model, not a curated record. Gene Ontology annotation, molecular function: ATP binding; protein serine/threonine kinase activity.